This is a messenger RNA of Elaeis guineensis (African oil palm), 4295 nucleotides long. RefSeq lists its product as uncharacterized. NCBI's taxonomy places the organism in Eukaryota, Viridiplantae, Streptophyta, Magnoliopsida, Arecales, Arecaceae. The record is from RefSeq and is a predicted model, not a curated record. Gene Ontology annotation, molecular function: protein binding.
AUUGCCGACUGUUUAUAUAUAACCCUGCAAAUCAGGCAUUCCAGCGGAGCACGGUGAUAGGCGAGUCCCGUGUCGCAGGAGUUUGGCAAUACUCGGCGAUGCUCUCACGCUACCAGCUUUAGAAACUACUUCAAACACCGAAGCUCUCGGACCACCGUCCUCUGACGAUGGCGUCCGGACAGGAGUCUGCCGGGAUGACGCUUAUGGAUCUCAUCUCCUCCGAUCCUUCGGCGGCGGCCGCCAGUUCCUCCUCCACAGCGGCUCCCUCCACGCUCGGCAAGCCGGUGAUCGCGGAAAAGAAGUCGAAAAGGGCCACCUUGAUGCAGAUCCAGAGCGACACCAUCUCCGCGGCCAAGGCUCUCAACCCGAUUAAGAGCUAUCCACAAAAACAGAAGAAGAAGCCGGUGUCGUAUGCUCAGUUGGUGCGGAGCAUUCAUGAACUCGCUGCCACAUCUGAUCAGAAAAGUUCCCAAAGGCAGUUAGUGCAUCACGUGUUUCCCAAACUCGCAGUAUAUAAUUCAGUGGAUCCUUCUGUAGCUCCAUCUCUUCUCAUGCUUCAUCAACAAUGUGAGGAUAGGACUGUUCUGCGCUAUAUUUACUAUUACUUGGCCAGAAUUUUGUCAGAUAGUGGUGCCCAAGGUUUAAGUCCAGGUGGUGGGAUUCCCACACCAAACUGGGAUGCACUUGCUGAUAUUGAUGCUGUUGGAGGGGUCACAAGAGCUGAUGUUAUACCUCGAAUUGUAGAGCAGCUUACUGCAGAAGCAUUGAAUGCUGACAUUGAAGUUCAUGCUCGAAGGCUUGCAGCUCUGAAAGCCCUUACUGCUGCUUCAGCAAGCAAUUCUGGGAUCUUGGGCAAGUUGUAUGAAAUUGUAUUUGGCAUUCUAGAGAAGGUUGCAGAUACAAAAGGGAAGCAGAGGAAGGGCAUUUUUAGCAAAGGUGGUGACAAGGAGUCUAUCAUUCGGAAUAAUUUGCAAUAUGCUGCUUUAAGUGCUCUAAGAAGACUUCCUCUAGAUCCUGGAAAUCCAGCAUUCCUCCAUCGAGCUGUACAGGGGGUUUCAUUUGCUGAUCCGGUUGCUGUGAGGCAUGCCCUGGCAGUUCUCUCAGAUUUAGCUGCAAGAGAUCCCUAUUCUGUUGCUAUGGCUUUAGGAAAGUAUGCACUACCUGGAGGUGCUUUGCAGGAUGUUCUUCAUUUGCAUGAUGUACUUGCUAGAGUUUCCCUUGCUAGACUGUGUCAUACAUUAUCUAGAGCCCCUGCAUUGACCGAGAGGCCAGACAUUACAUCUCAAUACAGUUCUCUCCUUUAUCAGCUUCUUUUGGAUCCCAGUGACAGAGUUUGUUUUGAGGCAAUACUGUGUGUUUUGGGAAAAUUCGACAACACAGAAAGGACUGAAGAGCGAGCUGCCGGAUGGAUUCGAUUAACCAGAGAAAUUCUCAAGUUGCCUGAGGCUCCUUCGGUAUCAUCAAAGGGUAGUCAAUCGAAAGAUGCCCUUCCACCAAAACCAAGUAGCGAGAAACCUGCUUCUAAAGCGAGGCGUCCUCAACCUCUUAUCAAACUUGUUAUGAGAAGAUUGGAGAGCUCUUUCCGUAGUUUCUCUCGCCCUGUGCUUCAUGCAGCGGCAAGAGUUGUUCAGGAAAUGGGAAAAAGCAGGGCAGCAGCAUAUGCAUUAGGUGUCCGUGACAUUGAUGAAGGAUCCCAGCUUCAUGCAUAUGCUGAAAAUAUUGAAUCCCUUGAUUCAGAUCCCCAUGAUGGUUCACAAUCUGAAGCUAUUCGUAAGGCAUCACCACUGUCAAAUGGGGCAGGUCGUAUGGAUACAAUUGCAGGUUUAUUAGCUUCACUAAUGGAGGUAGUGCGCACGACUGUAGCAUGUGAAUGUGUCUAUGUUCGAGGAAUGGUAAUAAAAGCUUUGAUCUGGAUGCAAAAUCCACAUGAGUCAUUUGAAGAAUUAAAAUCUAUCAUUGCGUGUGAGCUGUCUGAUCCUGCUUGGCCUUCAGCACUAUUGAAUGAUAUCUUACUUACUUUGCAUGCUAGGUUCAAGGCAACUCCCGAUAUGGCAGUCACACUACUUGAAAUUGCAAGAAUAUUUGCCACUAAAGUCCCUGGAAAGAUUGACGCUGAUGUGUUGCAACUGCUAUGGAAAACGUGCCUCGUUGGAGCUGGGCCAGAUGGGAAGCAUACAGCCUUGGAAGCAGUCACAAUAGUUCUCGAUUUACCACCUCCCCAGCCUGAGUCAACAUCAGGACUUACAUCUGUUGAUAGCGUAUCUGCAGCUGAUCCAAAGUCAGCUCUGGCAUUGCAAAGAUUAGUGCAGGCUGCAGUUUGGUUUCUCGGUGAAAAUGCAAACUAUGCUGCAUCUGAAUAUGCUUGGGAAUCUGCAACACCUCCUGGCACUGCACUAAUGAUGUUGGAUGCUGACAAAAUGGUGGCUGCUGCCAGUUCGCGAAAUCCUACUCUUGCUGGUGCAUUGACACGGCUUCAAAGGUGCGCUUUCAGUGGGAGCUGGGAGGUUCGAAUAGUUGCUGUUCAAGCCCUAAUUACUAUGGCAGUCAGAUCAGGGGAGCCUUACAGGCUGCAGAUAUAUGAAUUUUUACAUGCUUUAGCUCUAGGGGGUGUGCAAUCUCAGUUCUCAGAAAUGCAACUUAGUAAUGGGGAAGAUCAAGGUGCCAGUGGUACGGGUCUUGGAUCUUUAAUUAGUCCAAUGCUUAAGGUUCUUGAUGAAAUGUAUAGAGCACAAGAUGAUCUUAUUAGAGAUAUGCGCAAUCAUGAUAACAAUAAGCAAGAAUGGACAGAUGAAGAACUCAAGAAACUAUAUGAGACUCAUGAGAAACUCCUUGAUUUAGUUUCAUUGUUCUGUUAUGUUCCAAGAGUGAAAUACUUGCCUUUAGGACCAACCAGUGCUAAGCUCAUUGAGAUCUACCGUAGCCGGCAUAACAUCAGUGCAUCAGCUGGUCUGAAUGAUCCUGCUGUUGCUACAGGGAUAUCUGACCUUGUAUAUGAAUCUAAAGAAACACCUAAAGAGGCUGAGACCAUUGAUCCGGAUUUGGCAAUGGCCUGGGUUACAGGUUUAGAAGAUAGCGAAUGGGGAAGCAAUGUACCAGCGAUGGAAAAGGUGAAUGAAUUUCUUACUGGUGCUGGCACUGAUGCUCCUGAUGUGGAGGAGGAGAACAUAACCUCCCGGCCAUCUGUCACUUAUGAAGAUAUGUGGGCUAAGACAAUUCUAGAAACAUAUGAAGCAGAGGAAGAUGAUGCAAGGUCAUCCGGGACAUCCUCUCCUGAGUCAACUGGUUCUGUUGAGAGUUCCAUAUCUUCCCAUUUUGGUGGCAUGAGCUAUCCUUCCUUGUUCAGUUCACGUCCAUCAGGCUAUGGGGUUUCACAGCAAUUGGAGCAAAGGUCAGCAGCCACUUCAAGUAGACUCGGCAACACUUCCUUUGGUGGUCCAUCAUCAACUUCUGAGGGUCUAGGAUCUCCGAUCAGGGAAGAACCACCAUCAUAUUCAACAUCUGUUCUGCAGAGAUUUGAAUCCUUUGAGAACCCUUUAGCUGGGCAUGAGGCUCAGACUUUUGGCUCUCAGGAUGAUGCAGAUGGUUCUGAGAAUCCACAGUUUGGGAAAGCACUGUAUGACUUCACUGCUGGUGGUGAUGAUGAGUUAAGCUUGAUUGCUGGCGAAGAGGUUGAGAUUGAUUAUGAGGUUGAUGGUUGGUACCAUGUGAGGAAAAAGCGGCCUGGGAGAGAUGGGAAAAUGGCUGGACUUGUUCCAGUUCUCUAUGUCAGUUCAUCUUGAUGUCUAUUAGCCUCUCUGCUGAAGCUGGUACCCUUCUUCUAAGAUAAAUUUGGAAUCAGAAAUCCCGCACCAUGGUUCUCUCAGUCUGGCAUGUGCCCUGCUUUGCCUUUUCUUGGGUCUUAUCGGUCAAUCCAUUGUAACACGUCAAAGAGUAGAUGAUAGCUGCACUUUUGUUCCUGUCACACGUGAGUUCCAUAUGAUGCUUAUUGCGGCACACUUGUAAAUGAGUUUUUAAAAUUUUUUUAUUUUUUUAUUUUUAAUGAUGCCUUUUUUUUUUUUUAACCCUUGGUGCCCCCAUCCCAAUGGUUUUUUGCUGUAUUAGUUAUACCGCUCAAGAGGGGUGCUGUUCGAAAACUAUGAUCGUUGUGGACUGGCUUUUUUAUCUAAUUUGGGUUUGACAAAGGGCUAUGUAGAACUCACUCACGUUGCAGAUUAAUCCUUCUUGUAACCAGCACAAAUCAAAUGACUUUUGAACUACUUUUCUGGUGCUCUCGUUUAUAAAUUUUUUGUUUGGAA